Cokeromyces recurvatus is the source of this 1005-nucleotide messenger RNA. RefSeq lists its product as uncharacterized. The coding region runs from base 1 to 1005 and encodes 334 amino acids. The record is from RefSeq and is a predicted model, not a curated record. The transcript is spliced from 6 exons. Lineage: Eukaryota; Fungi; Mucoromycota; Mucoromycetes; Mucorales; Mucoraceae.
AUGGCAAAAACUUCAACUAGUUCAUGUUCUGAACUAGCAAGAAUAGCAAAGGAAUACGAAAAAAAAGAAGAUUGGCAAAAAGCUAUUGAAGCCCAUACACGUGCUUUAAAUGAAUAUGAAAAAAUCUUUUGUAAUGAAAAAGAUAAAUCUUCUCUACAACAUCUAGAGACAUUUACAAAAAUGCAUACAUUGAAAAUAAACGAAAUUAAAAAAAAGAUGAAUAAACGAAAUCCUUUUGAUAUGAAAAAACUGAAGCAGGAAAUUAAUGCAAUACAACGAGGUGAAUUAUCGUUGCAACAGCAGCAGCAGCAGCAGCAGCUAAUUAAUGAUUCAUACGCUAUUGUGCCUUUAGAGGAAGAUGAAGAAGAUCCAUUUAAUAAAUUUUGGGGUGUCGUGGAGCCCAUGGUAGAUAAACUAUCCAACUCAAUCACAGUUUCAUCACCAAUAAAUGAAUCCUAUUUGACUUUACAUACUUCACAACCUAAAAGACUUAUAAGUUAUGACACAACUGACAAUGAAAAGGAAACAGAACGUAUUCAACAAGAAAUGUCAUCAAUAACUGAGUGUUUUUUUUUAAAAGAGAAAGACAAAAGUUCAAAAGAAGAAAAUGAAAGUCUAAAAGCCGAAAUUAUGACCCUGACAACGAAGAUAAAAGAAUUAGAAAAGAAAUCAAUUGAUAGUACAAUAUUAAAGAGUCAUAUUAUUCAAUUUAAAAAUGAUGUCCAUAAAGAAGCACUUCGUAUACUACAAACACAAGAAAAUGCAAUAAUGACAAGAUCAGCCAUGGUAAAUAGUAAUGGAACAUUAAAAAAUUUUCGACAUACAACAGCAGAAAGAAUGAAUCGAAUUAAAGAAUUAGAAAAUGCAAAUCGAGUAUUAAGAGCACAAAAUAGAAAACAAGAAGCGUUGAUGAAUAAAUAUAGAGAAAGAUGGGAGAAAUUAAAAGAAGGGGCUAAAAAGAGACAGUCACCACCACUCAAUGAUAAUAAUAAUAACGUAGUAUAG